Acipenser ruthenus (sterlet) is the source of this 5481-nucleotide messenger RNA. Its product is annotated as TBC1 domain family member 2A-like. The coding region runs from base 1315 to 2466 and encodes 383 amino acids. The transcript is spliced from 10 exons. The record is from RefSeq and is a predicted model, not a curated record. Lineage: Eukaryota; Metazoa; Chordata; Actinopteri; Acipenseriformes; Acipenseridae.
AUUCUAUUUACUGUAAACGAUGUAACUUUUGACACAGAUCAGCUACUUUGACCACUUUCCCAACAAGUAAGACAAAAAGUUAGAGCAUAUGGAAUCUUCCUCUACUUCUCUGCUAUUCAAAUCUGAAAUCAAAACAGAAAUAACUUUUACCAAUCAAGAGGUACACCUGUUUUAGUAACCGCACCAACUAAAAUGUUCUCUAACUUUUUAUAAACUGCCAUUUUGACCACUUUCCCAACAAGUUAGACAACUACUUAGAGCAAAUGAAAUCUUCCUCUACUUCUCAGCUAUUCAAAUAUGAAAUCAAAACAGGAAUGGCGUCUACCAAUCAAGAGGUACAGCUGUUUUAGUAACCGCAUCUACUUCUUUCAGUAGGCUACUUCCCACUGUUGAAUUAACUGUCAUAGAACUUUGAGAAAUUUCAAAUUCUAGCACAUUCUAAGCAUGAGACAAUUAAUAAACAAUGUGACUUUUGACACACAUCAGCUACUUUGACCACUUUCCCAAUAAAGCAAGCCCCACAACUUGUAAAGUUACCAUCUAGUUUGUUUUGUUUUUGUUUUACAGGCAUUAAACAGCCAAGCCAUGCUGUAUUGGUUGCAGCAGCUGCAAAUAAAACGGUGGCAGCACAAUACCAGCCUGGUGAAAAUACCUGCAGAGCCCUCCACUACCUCCACACAGCUCUGCCAGCUGCCUUCUGCACCUUGGGAAGGAAGGACAGAGGACUUCCUCCCAGCAGUAAAGACCCCCAAGGGCCUAGUCGGAGAAGCCGCAGCCUGUCUGCCAGACCCUGGCAACAAAAUGCACUGCAAAAGCUCUCCCUCAAGCACCCCAUCACAGAGAUACAGAACACAGUCCUCAAUAUCUGUGGAAACAAGCCAGCUCAGGAGCUGAGGCGGAGUGUGUUCAACUUUGACAAGAUUCAGCAGUCGCAAGACUGUCCCUGUGAGGAUCCUGUGACACAGAUACUGGAGGAAACAACAGGUGUGUCCUUCAGUUGACAGGAAACUGCCCUGCAAAGUCUGUGUCUCUGCUUAGUUCAUGUCUGGAUCAUUUCAAUGCGGGGACCACCACAGUGGCUCUGAAACUAUUACAUUCUUCUCAUGCAGGCACCUCCAGCACCGCCUGUACCUCUGACACCCCCAGCACCUACAGUCCUUUCAGCUCCUUCAGUUUCUUCAGUUACAAACGAGUCUGCGCAGGAAGCGCCCAGCGUACCGUAGCCAACUCCAUGGGCACAGAGACCUUCUGCAGGCUGCAGGAGAAGAUUGAGCACCUCAAGGUUAUUUUAAAAGUUACUUUUACAUUACAGCCAUGGGAAGUACGUCAACUCUUGUUUCAAGAAACACAGACAAUAUAGAGGCGCACAAGAUGCAAAACAAGUUCCUCAGCUCUGAAAUCUACAAGCUUACUAAGCUGUGGAGGAACAGUUCAGAAGAGGAGAAGGGCCUCCUGAUGAAGUGUGCCUACCUGGAGGCCAAAAACUGCCAGAUUGAGAGCAAGUACCUGGUCAUGCUGUGCAGGCUGCAGGAGAGCAAAGGGCUGGACAGCAGUCAGCAGGAGAUGGUGAAAAGGCUAAUUGAGGAUGCACUGCAGGGAGACAAGAAGGAUGUCUUUAAACUCAACCCUGUCAGUGAGUACGACGACUAUGGAUUCAAGACCAUUCCUGAUUAUGAAGUAGAGGACGUGAAGCUCCUGGCCAAAAUCCAGGCCCUGGAGAUCCGUUCCAACAACCUGCGCAACAAUGAGAUGGAGGACAAGCCUUUGCGGACCAGGUGGGCUAACUACCUGGCCAGCUGUCCCUUGGACCAGCUGGCUCCCUCCCCGGAGCUGAAGGGCCUGAUCCGGUGUGGGAUCCCUGUGGAGUACCGGGAGCAGGUGUGGCGCUGGAUCGUGAGGACACGGAUGCAGGUCUAUAGGAAGCGGAAUCCCAAUCGCUACCAGGAGCUGAGGAAGCACUGCGAGGUGUCGGAGCACCCGGCCUCGUGGCAGAUCAAGCUGGACCUGCACUGCACCCUCACCAGCAAUAAGCACUUCUCCUCGCCCACCUCCGACGCAGUCCAAAAGCUGCAGCGCAUUCUGCUAGCCUUCUCCUGGCAAAACCCCACCAUCGGCUACUGCCAGGGCCUCAACCGGUUGGCAGCUAUUGCACUUUUAGUUCUGAAGGAUGAAGAGGAUGCCUUCUGGUGUCUGGUGGCUGUUGUUGAAAUCAUAAUGCCACAAGACUACUACAGCAAAACCCUCACUGCCUCUCAGGCUGAUCAGAGGGUGUUCCGUGACUUUCUUGCUGAGAAGAUGCCUCGCCUGACGGCCCACUUCAAGGAGCACAGCAUCGAUCAUUCCCUCAUCACCUUCAACUGGUUCCUGGUGGUCUUCGUGGAAAGUCUGGUCAGCGACAUCCUGCUCAGAGUGUGGGACGCUUUCCUCUAUGAGGGCACAAAGGAAACUAAUGAACAUAGCAUUUAAUGAUAUGAAUCCCUUCCCUAUGAAGCUGCUGAAGAACAGACGAGAGUUUCACAUGUAGAGGCUGACAGCCGAGCUGCAGGAGCUGGAGAGGAUACAGGAGGAGUUUGUGAAAGAACAACAAGUGGAGCGCAAAGACAAGGACCUGGACACUGCUGUCAGCGAAGACGAAGAAGUAAUACAGACUGCAGUUAGCUUGCAUCACAUGUCCUGACGUUAUUGAAAAAUUACACAUCACUGAUACUAUUUAAACUAAUUUGUUUGCCUUAUUAUUCCCUGCUGUGGAAUAUAGUGGGGCUUACAUAUUGUGUAUGUCACACAUACAUCUAACUGUUAUCCUUUGUCUGUUGUUGAGUAUAUAGGUAUGUCAGACUUACAUUUUUAUAUGUACAGUUCGGCUCUUAUUUUGUAAUGGCGCAUGAUGUACCGACAUACUUGUUUUAGAGUCAACAAAUUAAGUUUACCAAACCUGUCAAAAUGCAGAAUAUUAAUGGAAAUAGGUGUGUUGGUAAUACACACACACACUACAUCUCUGAAUGCUUGACUUCAAAUCCAGUUUAAGUCACAUGAAAGGAGUAUGGUGGUCCUAAGCCCUCGGCUUCCACAAACACAAAACCAACACACAGUGCAGCACAAUUGGCACAAAGGAUAAACCUGUUUCUUAUCUCAUAAAACAGCCUUUUACUAUAAUUAUCAUCUGUCAGUCUCUGAAUUUCUUCAAUCAGCAGUUCCAUUCCACUCAGAUCAGUUCAGUAAAUUAAUUAUUUUGUAGUUUCCCAAGAAAACAAACUCAUUGGAGAUCUUGAAAAUUAAUGUCUUGAAAUGUGAUUAAUUUAGGCCAGGCUAAUCUGAACAAGUACAGAGAUUCCAGUUACUUUUCAGACCGGCAACCAGGUUCCAGAUUUUCUAAACGAGACUAUCUCUGAAAUAAACUUAUUUUAUGCAUUGGUUGUUUGUUUAUAUUCCUGUAAAUUGCAUAGUUCAGUUAUUGCUAAGUUAAGAGGAAGACGUUGCUUUGUUUAAUUAUGUUAAAUUGUAUGGCAAUCCUUCAUGAUUUGCAUGAAUUCACUUAGGUUUAGAGGUACAGUUUUAAUUCAUGUACCUCUGAUAAACCUAAACUAAGUGACAAAAGCAAAAACACAAACGUUUUUUACUUGAGCUUGAAAAGGAAAAAAUAGGAUGAAUACAGUGCUAUAUAUACUGUGUGUGUGUAUAUAUAUAUAAUAUAUAUAUAUAUAUAUAUAUAAUUGGUCGCUACAUAUAGAUUUUUCAACGCUGGUAAAAUGUUUAAUUCAGUAAUGAUUUUAAAAAUGUUUAUUUUUUAAUUUUUUAGGGAUGCAAGACAUGUAACAACUUCGUGUCUAACGUUUUUAAAUGCCAACUGUUAAAUAAAUAGAAUUAUGGAUAUUAAUGUGUUGAUAGUAGGGAUAGCUUUUGUGACUGGAGCAUGGCUGCAUUGUCUAUUGCGCUGAAUUUUAACCAAUUUUAACAGAUUGUUCCCAUUAUUCUUAUUUUUUAUUUUAGCUUUUCUCUUCAAAUAUUUUUUUAGAAAACAAAAAUGCACAAACAAAAUCUCAACGCGUUUCGUCUUAUUCAUGAGUAGACUUAAUUUGAUACAGAGGAACACCCCUUUUUUAUACACUCAAUUUUCCACAGGUGAUUAAUCACCUUUUAAGAGAUGGCUCAGUUGACAAACAACUCUUGAGAAGGGAAACUUUUGUGAUAUUUUUUUUAAUUCUGUUCCACCACAUGGCCUUAAUGAAGACUUUAAAUAUGGGUAUUUUUUGUAGAAUGUAUGUUUGUAUGUAUACAGUAUAUACCUCUGUUCAUUAUUCAAGUUGCAGAGUAAAAAGAAAAAAGUAACUUAGUAAAAGAAUAUUUAGUGGUAUGAAAAGUUUUGUGUUGACGUACAGAUUGAGUGUUUAAAAUAAUAUAAAAAGUAUGGUCUUCUGCCUUCUGUUGUCAUUUCUGUACCUAAUUUCAGUUGUUUUUGAUUGUUCUGAUUGUCAAUUGAAGGUUUGUGACGUAAAGGUGAUUAAUCGCCUGUGGAGAAUUGAGUGUAAAAAAAAAAAAGGGGUGUUCCUCUGUAUCAAAUUAAGUUUACUCAUGAUUAAGACUCUGUCGAAACACGUUGAGAUUUUGUUUGUGCUUUUUUCUUUACUAAAAAAUGUGAAGAGAAAAGCUAAAACAAAAAAUAAGAAUAAUGGAAAAAUGUGUUAAAAUAAAUUAUUUUUGUGAAGAAUGGGUUGUCUUUUUCACUCGAAUCACUGUAUAAGGGCCUGUUGGCAACCAAUACAAGCUGCCUUUAUUUUCUCAGGUGUUGCCAGGUUGAUUACCUGGUCAAAGACUAAACACAUACAUGUAAAACAUUUAGAACAUAUUUGUAUUCUGUAUUUGUAUAUUAUGAUAUUUGAUUGGAUUUUUUAUGUACGUAUUAUUGCACAAUAGGGAGAAUUAACGAGAACAUUUCUAAUAUUUAGGCGUUCAUUUUUGUAUUGCUGUUUUAUAAUGUGAUGGCAAUCUGAACUAUAGUCAAAGUCUCUCAAAGUGAAUUAUUAUUUUAGGAAAGUAUUACGGCACAAGCACUUAUAUAUUACCAGUGUCACUCUCCUCACAAGGUUAAACUGUGAAACCCAGAACAUACUUUAACUGGCUGAGAUGAGCCCUUUUCAAGGCAUUUUCUCUGCUGUAAUAUAACAGAACUUGUUUUUUGAUGAAAUGGUGUGCAUUUUUUGCAUCCUUUUGUGUAAGGUAUUUGAACUGAAAAACAUAAAAUACUGGUAUUAUCAUUGUGUUGUUUUAGAUUUGUUAAACAAAAUCUUAUUCUACUGAAAAUAUUUCUCUUUUGUUUCUAUAAAGGUUUAUAUAAAUACAGUAAUAACAUUUGCAGUGGAUAAACACUUCAUUUAUUAAUUUGUCCCACAGCAAAUUCAGAAAGGAUUGUUCUACAACAGUGUUAAUACCUCCCUUUAGUUUACUGAUAAUAAAUGUUAAUAAAAAACAUUAACUAAUAUUAAA